Molecule: messenger RNA, 1536 nt
Organism: Phytophthora infestans T30-4
Lineage: Eukaryota; Oomycota; Peronosporomycetes; Peronosporales; Peronosporaceae
Product: glycoside hydrolase, putative
Exons: 3
Coding region: 1-1536 (511 amino acids)
Biological process (GO): glucan catabolic process
Molecular function (GO): beta-glucosidase activity
Source: RefSeq, a predicted model, not a curated record
AUGACGUCUCGCUUGCUUGGCGCAGCCAUUAUCGAUAAGACAGUACUGUGUACGGCCCUCGGUGUUGCCGUGCAACAAGGAGCGCCUCUUGUCUCCGCUGACCAGUGGGAUGAACGCGCCGACGCCAUCGUUGCCACCUUCACCGACGACGACAUUAUCGGCCAAAUGACCCAAAUCGACAUCAACCAGCUCCUCACAGAGGACAACAAGGUUGACGACGACAAGGUGCGCGCGUACGCCAAGAUGCGCGUCGGCUCGUACCUCACCAGUCCGUUCAACAACGGGCCCGUGAACGGCACGUACAUGUGGACCGCCGACGAGUGGCGUGAAGUGAUCACGAGGAUCCAGGAGAUCACGAUGGAGGAGAAUGGUGAUCACCCGAUGGUGUACGGCGUGGACUCUGUGCACGGCGCCAUCUUCGUGAAGGACGCCGUGCUGUUCGGCCAGCAAAUCAACGGCGGCGCGUCGUUCAACCCCGACCUCGUGUACGAGCAGGGUCGCAUCACCGGCCGCGACACGGAGGCGUCGGGCGUACCAUGGGCCGAGAUCAACCAGCUCACGGACUUCCACCGCACCGCGCGCAACGAGACCGAAGCCACCCGCAUCUCGCUCACACGCGCGUCCGUGGACAUGAGUAUGGUAGCGCAGGACACGAGCUUCUACAACGGCACUAAGGCGCUGUUGGAGCAGAGUCCACAGUUCCGCGAGCGGCUCAAAGAGUCUGCCCGUCGCGUGGUCAAGAUGAAGCUGCAGUUGGGUCUGUACGAGACACCCGUGCGCGGCGAAGAGAACCUCGCACUCAUCGGCAACGACGACGAUAUCUCGGCGGCUCUGGAGCUGGCGCGCGAAUCUAUUGUGUUGCUGCAGAACAACGACAGCACACUGCCGCUCAAGGAGGACGCGUCGGUGUUCCUCACGGGCUUCACCGCCGACAACAUCGGCCGUAUGUGCGGCGGUUGGACGAUCGCAUGGCAAGGCUACAGCGACCAGGACCACCUGCUCACAAAGGGAAUUACGGUCAAGUCGAUCAUGGAGACGCUCGUCGGCAACGACAGCUUCAGCUUCUUCAACGGCCUUCAUCCAAACGGUUCGUACACGGAGGCGGACCUGGCGACGGCGAAGGAAUUGGCUAGCAAGGCUGAGUACACCAUCGCCGUGAUCGGCGAGGACACGUACGCCGAGAAACCUGGUGACAUUGACGACCUGGCGUUGCCCGCCGGUCAGAUUGAGUACGUGAAGGAGCUGGUAUCCACAGGUACGAAAGUGAUCUUGGUGUUGUUCGAGGAUCGUCCACGUCUGCUUGGUGACCUACCCGAGACCGUGCACGCGGUGGUGAACGGUUUGUUGACAUGUGAGCUGGGUGGCCAAGCCAUGGCCGAGAUCAUCUACGGCAAAGUAAACCCCAGCGGCCGCAUGCCAAUCACGUACCCGAAGGACCAGGCCAACAUCCAGAUGACGUCCAACCACCCUGUGACGAGCAUGUUAUUGGAACUCCGUUCCGUUUGGCAGCACUCUGGACUUGUGAAAGUAAAAUGA